This is a messenger RNA of Rubroshorea leprosula, 725 nucleotides long. NCBI's taxonomy places the organism in Eukaryota, Viridiplantae, Streptophyta, Magnoliopsida, Malvales, Dipterocarpaceae. The record is from the annotation of a GenBank genome assembly.
AAAAAUCAUAGUUCAAUUAUCUUCGUUUCUUUUCAUUUCCUUUUCAAAUUCAAAACCCUAAACCUACUACUACUCCUGCAAAAUUAAAAUCAAACUCAGAUCAUCUUUCUGUUUUCUUCUUCUUCUCCCUUCUUCCUUUCUCUCUCUUCUCCCUUCUUCAAACCCAGAUCUGGGUUUCAAAAGAAGGUGAUAUCAUCGCAGAUCUGGGUUUCAAACCCACGUCUGCAGAUUCUGGGCGACGUACACCUCAAAGCCAAUUGAUUAGCUUUACUUUUCUCAGCCAUUAUCAACUCUCACCACCGGCACCGAUUCGAGAUCUAAAAAUUCGAGAAUUUACAACAAUGAUAGGAAACAGAAAGGAGAGUAUUGAAGAGUAUGAGGCGAUCUUGACAACAUAUCACCCAUCCUCAACGUGUUUCCGAUGGUCGUUCCUGCCACUGAUGGACCUCUUGGCAUGUCCACACAGCUCAAGCGUUGUCAACAAAGCUCCACUCAUCUUUCCGCAUUCCCCAUUGAAGACGGUGCAGUUAAGAGAAGAGAAAAUUGGGGUUUCCUUGGACCAGAAAAUGUAGACGAUUGGACCAGAAAAUUGUGUACCAUUUUGUAAAUUCAACACUUUUUAAUAUUUGAUUUUAAUUUUGUCACCAGAAAAUGCACGCGAUUGGACCAGAAAAUGCAGCGGUAUUCUUGAAUCAAGAAAAGAGGAAUCAAAAAGUUAGAUCUAA